This is a messenger RNA of Nothobranchius furzeri (turquoise killifish), 1865 nucleotides long. RefSeq names its product POU class 4 homeobox 3 (gene pou4f3). Lineage: Eukaryota; Metazoa; Chordata; Actinopteri; Cyprinodontiformes; Nothobranchiidae. Gene Ontology annotation, molecular function: DNA-binding transcription factor activity, RNA polymerase II-specific; RNA polymerase II cis-regulatory region sequence-specific DNA binding. The record is from RefSeq and is a predicted model, not a curated record. Gene Ontology annotation, biological process: regulation of transcription by RNA polymerase II.
AGAGGAGCUCUGCGGCUGUCUGCGCGCAGCCUUUCAUGCCAGGGGCCAGACUGCUUGCAAGGGCCUCGUGGGGAGGAUGAUGAUGAUGACCAUGAACGGCAAGCAGCACUUCUCCAUGCAUCCGGCCCUGCACGAGCCCAAGUACCCUGGCCUGCAUUCAGGCUCGGAGGGCAUGCGCAGAGUCUGUCUGCCCGCCCCACAGCUGCAGGGCAAUAUAUUCGGAGGCUUUGAUGAGAGCCUGCUGGCGCGGGCAGAAGCUCUGGCGGCGGCUGACAGCAUUGUCUCUCAAGGCAAGAGCCACCCCUUCAAACCCGACGUGACUUACCAUACCAUGAGCAGUGUCCCCUGUACCUCAGCGCCCUCUUCUUCCUCCGCCACCGUGCCCAUCUCCCACGUCCCUUCUACCAUCGCCUCCCACCACCAUCAUCACCAUCUCGGACAGACCCUGGAGGCCGGGGACCUCCUGGACCACCUCUCCAGCAGCCUGGCCGUGACCGGGAUGGGUGCUCCAGAGCCUCCAGGGAUGAAUACACCUGCGCACCACCACCAGCACGCGCACCACCACCUGCAGACCAUGGGACAGCUGCACCAGGCGAUGGCCACCAUGGCGCACCCGCACUCCCUCUCCGUGCACGGUGGCAUGGCGUGCGUCAAUGACGUGGAGUCGGAUCCCAGGGAGCUGGAAGCCUUCGCUGAGCGCUUUAAGCAAAGGCGGAUCAAACUGGGAGUGACCCAGGCGGACGUGGGGGCAGCGCUGGCCAACCUCAAGAUUCCCGGCGUGGGCUCGCUGAGCCAGAGCACCAUCUGCAGGUUCGAGUCCCUCACCUUGUCUCACAACAACAUGAUCGCUCUCAAGCCGGUUCUGCAGGCCUGGCUGGAGGAAGCCGAGGCUGCAUACCGGGAGAAAAGCAACAAGCCGGACCUUUUCAACGGGAGCGACAGGAAACGAAAGCGCACGUCCAUCGCCGCGCCGGAGAAGCGCUCCUUGGAGGCGUACUUUGCCAUCCAGCCUCGGCCCUCCUCGGAGAAAAUCGCAGCCAUCGCGGAGAAACUGGACCUGAAAAAGAACGUGGUUCGAGUGUGGUUUUGCAACCAGCGACAGAAACAGAAACGAAUGAAAUACUCUGCGGUGCACUGACUUUUCCCCCCCACAUCAUGAAUAAAAUAGCCUACUACAUUUUUGAUCGAGUGAUUAAUAAUAACCCGAGCAGCCGAACAAACAGGGAUUCAUCAACAGCUCCUCCACCUGGGAUCGGAUCCAGAAGGACUCGGACUGAUCCGGUUGUUUUUUCACUCACUCCUCAUCGUUGCACUUUUUUUUUGGUUUGGAUUGUGUUAUAGGAGGGUGAUUUUGGUGUUAUUGGUCAUGUAUGUUUGCACACAUCAAAAUCGACUUUUCCGUGAAUCCAUCAAGUUGUCACGUUCAGGGAUCUUUUCUUAAAAUAGUACUUUUGAGUGCUGAUGUCACAUUUUCUGGCUUAUCUUAUUUUACUCCACAAUAACAGAUCUCCACAUUUUAAAUCAGCACCAUCCACUUUUCUUGAAAUGUUCGUUUUGUAUGCUGCUGCAGGAUAAAAACGUUCACCCACUUUUUACGCACUAUUUUUCCACGACUAUGUCGUCUGGCCGUGAUUUACGCACAGAAAAACGAGUAAUAACUAUAACACAUUUAGAAAUAUAAGGAGGCGCAUCCAUGUGGCUUCUGCUAUAUUUUAGUAUUUUGAUGUGUUUUUAUUUUGAUUUUUGGAGAGGUGAGUUGUAAACAUAAUCACAUAUUUUAAGUAUUUAUUUUUCUCUCACUCUGAGUUUCACUUGGAAAAAAUGUGUGAUAUUUAAAUAAAUUAGUGGUUAUUUUCUAAAAAUAA